AUGGCUGAUACCAGCGAUUCGACUAGUCAACCCAUCAUCCAGCCUCAACAUAGUCAACGAUCGGUUGCGAGGAGGCUAGCCUCAUCCUCAACAUCGACCACCCACCGUAGAAUUGGUAGUGACGGCGUUUCUCUUAGUUCAAGAUCUCAGAUCGAUAACUCAUCCGUAUCCACUCGCCCUGUCUCUCUAUUAUCCGAAUCGCAACAAUGGCUUCCAAUCAUGGGCGCGACUGGGCCGACCAGCUCUCCAAUGCCGACUCCGGCAGCGGACUGGCUCGACGAGGGUUGUCCCGGCUCUCAACCAUUCACAUCGCCAAACCUUACUCCAGAGUUCUCGUCCCAAUCCUAUCUGAAGGCAGAUAGCUUUCAAGGUUUGCCAGCUCCGCCGUCGAAAGGUCCACGGCCCAAGCCAGCUCCGAUGCAGUUCGAAGACGUUCCUGUGGACUAUUAUUCGCCUCCUGGAUCCUCCCAUACUACGUUCACUCCUCAUGGCCGAUCUCAGCAUAGCCGCACGAGUUCUCGGUCACACCUCCUGAAUACGCCUACCUCAACGGCGUGGAGGAGUCCGCGAACGCCGCCGCCUUACUCCACAGUGGUCCCACAGGCUAGGAAAUGGUGGCAUUGGCGGCCGGUAUGGUCCAUGUACCUGACAUUCCUCUUCGGCAUAGCCUGUGCAGUUGGCCACCAUAUAUUUUAUAAGACGCUAAACGGAAAGCCGGCUGAUGCUCAAAUCACGAUGCUUCGGUACGGCACGAUCCUGUCUUUCGCAUCCAAAGCCGGCCUAGUAGCAGCCAUAGUCAUUGCCUUCAAACAGCGCAUAUGGACCACGGUAAGGAACAAGUUCCUCAGCGUAGCGGCUUUAGAUUCCCUAUUUGCCGCGACAGAGGAUAUGUCGGCAUUAUUCAACACCGAGGUCUAUCAGCGGGCCAAGAUCGCCAUGGUCUUGGCGAUAUUCGUCUGGCUGACGCCUAUCAUGAUUAUACUGACUAGCAAUACCUUAACAGUAAGGCUGGUUCUACGGGCAGACAACACGACAUGCCCUGGCAUCCGAACCCUAAACUUUACGCGGGACGAACUCGAGGAAUGGAGAACUCCUACCAGGAUCGAAGGCUUAUAUGGGAAAUCUUUGUCGCUGUGGAACACGACGAGCUUGGAUACUGCUUCGUCGGACUGGUUCGACUACUAUACCGGUUCAAGCAACCCCUUGAUUCGUGUAGCAACCCAGGCGGCUUUUAUGGGACAACCAAUCGGGAGAACGGGCGCUGAUAUCGACAUCUGCGGUUCUGGGUGGAACUGUUCCUUCACAAUUAAUUUUACGGCACCUGCGUACGAGUGUUCCGAACUAGCGAGCGGCGUCGGUUCUGAUGUAAAGUCGCUCGGUAAGCAGAUCCCACCGGACGGCUUCGAUACUAAACUGCUAGUUCCCGAAGGUAACUAUAGCUACUAUGCCUUUACGGGCGGCGGUGACUAUGCCACCCCACAGAUGAAUAUGACCAUGCCCGGCGGCAUUCCAACUAUUCAGCCUCCAUUUCCAGAAACCUUGGGCGCGUUUCGUACGGAACCGGCCAUCUGGGUCGGAUACUCAGUAAUCUCUAAUCCAAACGAGGCAAUACCUCUCAAUAGCUCAUAUCCGGGCUGGAACGAAUCAUUUAUCCCUAAAAUCCUCGGAUGCGAGCAUUAUGAGGCCCAUUAUACUGUCCUAUUCAAUCUGAUUGGCGGUCGGCAGUUCACGAACGUAACGAAACGUACGUUGUUGCGUCGUGUUAUGGACACAACCUGGAUCCAAGGCGAAGAUGCGAACGACGGCACGAAUGACAACACCACAGCGCUCCCGAAGAGCGGUUACGUCUACCCGAAAGAUGUUCGCCACUAUAGACGGGUGGCGGCGUACCACGCGAUGGGCACGCAACUGCGGAGCUUUCUAGAGGGAACGAUCGACUCACACCAAGUCAAUACCCCGAUAGAGAACACGAAGGCGGAGCAAACAACGCUGGUGAACCAGACGCAAGACAUCUUUCCAUCGACGAAUCUCCUGAAGUUGAUACCGGCGCUGUACGAGGACAUGAUACUGUCGAUGCUUUCCGACCAACAGUUCGUGAGCGUCGUGUGGGCGGCCAAGCCAGACGAGAGCUCCGGGGCAGCCGCGGGAAACGAGUCGACGAGAUAUCCAUGCACGAGGUCUCGGCUGGAGAACGUAUACGACUAUCACGAGCGAGACCUGUGGAUUGUUUACAGCCUCGCGAUCUUAUUAGCCAUGGUAGGGAUGGUGCUAGGCACACUAGCGAUAUUGGAAAAUGAGUGGGUGCUGCGCAGCACCCGAUUUUCGAGCAUCGUGGCGGCGACGCGUGGGCCGGCGCUAGAGAAGCUGGGGUGGAUCGGAGACGAUGAUAGGGGUGACUUGCCGCGGGAUGUUAAAAAUCUCAAGGUAGGUUACGGGAUCGUCCAUCGAGCAAGCGGGCUCGGCGUUUUACAGGAGCAUACGGGAUACAACGAAAGAGUAGUAUGGGACGGCGGGGACGUGCGUUACGGCUUCGGAUUGGAAGGCGACGUCCGGCAACCAAGGAGCCAGACGAGGAGGGAGGAUAGCUAA
Messenger RNA from Annulohypoxylon maeteangense, 2589 nucleotides. RefSeq lists its product as uncharacterized. The transcript has 3 exons. The record is from RefSeq and is a predicted model, not a curated record. Bases 1 to 2589 code for a protein of 862 amino acids. NCBI's taxonomy places the organism in Eukaryota, Fungi, Ascomycota, Sordariomycetes, Xylariales, Hypoxylaceae.